Molecule: messenger RNA, 651 nt
Organism: Nymphalis io (European peacock)
Lineage: Eukaryota; Metazoa; Arthropoda; Insecta; Lepidoptera; Nymphalidae
Exons: 5
Coding region: 273-605 (110 amino acids)
Biological process (GO): detection of chemical stimulus involved in sensory perception of smell; sensory perception of smell
Cellular component (GO): plasma membrane
Molecular function (GO): odorant binding; olfactory receptor activity
Source: RefSeq, a predicted model, not a curated record
UAACUUUUAUGGGAGUCGGUAAAGUUAUGAAUGUGAUAAAUCUAUUAGGUAUCAUGUUUGUAGUAUUUCUAUGACAUCCUGGUAUUAGUGGAUCCGUUUUUGAUUAAAACGUUUUUCUUUUAAUUAAUCCAAUUUUAUUAUGUUAAAUUUUUUAAGUUCUUUGGAUAUAUAAAAUAUAGUCUUUCUUUAGGUGUACAAAACAAUGUCAAGUCACAUGCAGCUUUGUUAUUAGUGGUCAAAUUACCAUAAAUGUUACCGUUUUGUGUCUCCUUAUGUUGCAAAUGGUGAACUCGGAACGUACGCUUGUGAACGCUUUGACAAUCUUAAGCACCAGCAUAGCGGUCCUGACUAGUACUGGUUUUCUUAUGUGGAACGCUGGUGAUGUUACGAUCGAAGCAUCUCUUGUUCCAAACGCCAUGUAUUCAUCCGGUUGGCAGCACUGCCGAGGCCCCACAUCUGCAAUAGUAAGGAAAUUGCUGGUCGUGGCGAUGACUCAAGGACAAAAGCCUGUAAUGUUACGAAGUUUUGGAAUUGUAGAGAUAUCAUAUCAGUCAUAUUUAUCGAUUGUGAAGUCCUCGUAUUCGGCUUUUUCUAUAUUGUAUUAAAUAUUAUUAUUGUAUAUAAUUAAAAUAAGCACAAAAAAAAUAUCUU